Molecule: messenger RNA, 444 nt
Organism: Staurois parvus
Lineage: Eukaryota; Metazoa; Chordata; Amphibia; Anura; Ranidae
Source: the annotation of a GenBank genome assembly
AUAGGUCGUGUGGAAGGCAAUAGUCUUGUAGAGAUUGGUGCUGGUCCCACCAUAUUUCAUAUUCUGUCUGCCUGUGAAAACUUCAAGCAGAUAUACCUUACAGAUUAUGUAGAAGGCAAUCUGCAAGAAUUAGAGAAAUGGCUAAAAGGUGAUAAGAAGGCCUUUGAUUGGUCUGGACAUCUGAAAUAUGUCUGUGAGAUUGAAAACCACAGGUCUACAGAGGAGGAGAAGGCAGAGAAGAUACGCAGGAAAGUCUCACUCAUGAGGUGUGAUGUCACCAAAGCCAAUCCCCUAGAGCCAAAUUCCCUUCCCCAGGCAGACUGUGUGAUCGUUGGUGGGUGUCUCAUCUGUGCUUGCAAGAACAGGGAAGAUUUUCAAACUGCCCUAAAAAAUAUUGUAUCUCUGAUCAGACCUGGGGUCAUCUCGUUAUCACCGAUUACUUAG